Molecule: messenger RNA, 1414 nt
Organism: Anopheles moucheti
Lineage: Eukaryota; Metazoa; Arthropoda; Insecta; Diptera; Culicidae
Exons: 1
Coding region: 40-1329 (429 amino acids)
Source: RefSeq, a predicted model, not a curated record
GAGCUUCGCUGAAGGUGCUCGUGCUGCAUCUGUUUAAAAAUGGGGUCAAAUAUCCCACACGUGCUAAUGUUGUCCCUUGUCUGGAUCUCACUGCUUGCAGUAGGUGAAGCAAAUAGUACACCAUGCACAAUCGAGAUCCCUCAAUAUAUGCUGACCGGGCUAAUGAAAACGGAACCAACCGCUACAGGCUGUGAGGGAGCAUGGAGUGGACUCCAAACGCACCUUCAGAAAGCCCACCAGAACCUCACCGAAUGCCACCAGCGUGCGGAGUCUUUCGAAGACGUUGAUACACCACAGACAACCUGCCAACAAUUGUCUGACGAAUUGGACAAACGAAUGGAGCAGACGCGCGUGAAGCUUAGCGCCGACAUGAAGCGUAAACUACAGUACGAGCAAAUCGAAGUCGCCAAGAUGAGGAACGAAAUGGUUAAGCUAAAAAACCAGCUGAAGUCCGUCCAGCUUGAAUUUAAAAAUUAUUACCACCGGCUGCUACUACUCUACGUCGACUCUGCCGAUGUACGGAGCGCAAUGUAUUAUUAUCACCUCUUGGUAUCGCUGAAAGAACCAAACCUGCUCAAAACUGUAGUAAAGUUCGUCUACAUCUCCAAGAGACACGAAAACCGCCGGCUAGAGAACUUGCUUGCACUGGCGAAGCAUCUUCCAACCGCCUCAGAACAGAUGGACCUCUACAGAUUAAUUCAACCAGAGAUCGUAAACCGCGUCACUCAGCAAGUCAGCUACCUCGCCAUGAUAGCAUCGCUCGAUAUGGACAAGUUUGUGAAAGAGAAGGAAGAGUCCGAAUUCAAAAAGUUGCGAGACGCCAUGUUUAAGAUCGUUUUGGCGCGAUGGAAAUACCAAAUGCUGGGUGGAAACUACCGAGACGUUGUAACGUUCGCUAAAAACUAUCCUCAAUAUUUCGAGAAGAUAGGCGUGCGGAUGGCAACGGUCGCACCGCAAUAUUGGUUCCAGUUCAGCUACAGCCAGUUCGUGACGUACCCAAAUCUGUUAACGCUUCCCAAGCACAGGCUGGUAGCAUUCCAGACUAUAAGACGACAAGUGAAGGAACGCAACAAGAGCCACUUCUCCUACUACCUUGCGAAGCUAGCCAAGCAGGUGGAGAUAUGUGAGAAGUACAUCAAGCAAAACUACAACGAGCUGGACUACAAGGAGGAGCUGGUCACGCUGAAGAUGAAGUUUCGGGAAUUUGACAACAAAAAUGGCUAUGAGUACUAUCUGAAGAAUGCAGAUAAGCUAACCAAGACGAAACCGCCCGUGCCGGCUAAACCCGGCAAACCCAGAAACAGGGGUGGUUUAAAUGGACGCCGUUAACCACAUUGCGAAUAAGAGUCCCUUCCAAUAAAUGUUGUCGAUGUCGUACAAGUUGCUCACUUUCUUCAAUAAAAAGCUGUCUCUA